CAAACAAAAAAAAAAUGCCUCAUCAUUUGCUUGUGAAGGGCGGCACGGUCGUGAACGACGAUCGCAGCUUCCGCGCCGAUGUCCACUGUGAAGACGGCAUCAUCAAGCAAGUCGGACUCGACCUCGCUGUUCCUGAAGGCACUGAAGUCGUCGACGCGACUGGCAAGCUGGUUCUUCCCGGCGGUAUCGAUACGCACACCCACUUCCAGCUCCCAUUCAUGGGCACCGUCUCGGUGGACGACUUUUUCAUUGGCACUCAGGCUGCAGUGGCUGGCGGGACGACCAUGAUUAUGGAUUUCGCGAUUGGAAUGGCUGGCGAAUCUCCUCUUGCUGCCGUCGAAAAGUGGCGUGGCUGGGCGGACGAGAAAGUGGUCUGCGAUUAUUCGCUGCACUGUGCCAUCACCUGGUGGGACGAAUCUGUGGCUCGCGACAUGGCUGUUAUCGCUGGAGAGAAGGGCAUCAACUCGUUCAAGGUGUUUAUGGCCUACAAGAACGUCUUCCAGCUCCCCGACGACAAGAUUGUUCAUGUUCUCAAGCACUGCAAGAGCAUUGGCGCCAUUAUGCAAGUCCACGCCGAGAAUGGCGACAUUAUCGACGAGCAAUCGCGCCGCAUGAUUGAUCUCGGCAUUACAGGGCCGGAAGGUCACGUCAUGUGCCGACCGGAAGAGGUGGAGGCCGAAGCGACCAACCGCGCCAUUAUGCUCGCCAAUCAGCUCAACUCGCCGUUGUACGUUGUGCACGUCAUGUCCAAGAGCGCAGCCGAUCGCAUCUCCGAAGCUCGUCGCCGUGGCUGUGUUGUCUUUGGCGAGCCGAUUGCGGCUGGUCUGGGCACCACCGGCCAUCACUGCUGGCACCACGACUGGCGUCACGCCGCGGCCUACGUCAUGGGCCCGCCGCUGCGCAACGACGACUCGACGCCUGGCUACCUGAUGCACAUGCUGGCAAAUGGCGACUUGCAGGCCACCGGCACUGACAACUGCACCUUCAACGCCGACCAAAAAGCGCUUGGCAAGGACGAUUUCCGCAAGAUUCCCAAUGGCGUGAACGGUGUCGAAGAUCGCAUGUCCAUCAUCUGGGAGAAGGGUGUCCAUGCUGGUAUUCUCAGCCCGAGCCAAUUUGUGGCCGCCACCAGCUCCAACGCGGCGCGCAUCUUCAACAUGUAUCCUCGCAAGGGCAGGAUUGAGGCUGGCUCGGAUGCCGACCUCGUUGUUUGGGAUGCUGAAGCUUCGCGCACCAUCUCUGCCAAGACUCACCACCAUGCCGUUGAUUUCAACAUUUUCGAAGGCAUGACCGUCCACGGUGUGCCGCUCGUCACCAUCAGCCGAGGCAAGGUCGUUUACGCGCACGGCAAGCUGAUGACCGUCAAAGGUGCAGGCCGCUUCAUCCCUCGCGGUGCUUACAGCGACUUUGUCUACGAAAAGAUCCGCGUUCGCGACCGCGCCAACCUGCCUGUCGGUGUCAAGCGCGAACCCUACAGCGGACCCGUGAUUAAGCUUUGAGCUGGUUGUUUUAUUCGUUCUAGCUUUGUGUGUGGCAGACGGCCCCUCUUCUGGCUUUUGAAUACAACGGAUGAACAC
Messenger RNA from Capsaspora owczarzaki ATCC 30864, 1577 nucleotides. RefSeq names its product dihydropyrimidinase. Gene Ontology annotation, cellular component: cytosol; cytoplasm. The transcript has 12 exons. Lineage: Eukaryota; Filasterea; Ministeriida; Capsasporidae. Gene Ontology annotation, biological process: pyrimidine nucleobase catabolic process. Gene Ontology annotation, molecular function: dihydropyrimidinase activity. The record is from RefSeq and is a predicted model, not a curated record. The coding region runs from base 15 to 1499 and encodes 494 amino acids.